UGCAUGAACUUUUGUCACCGCCCACUUGCACUUGUUACUGUUGCAGGCUGAAUUGCCACGGGAGACCCCAAACUAUCUGUGCCUGUCAUCGCCAUCGCCAUGGGAAGAAGCCUGCCGUGUGUCUAUUUGCUUGUCUUAGUCAUUUUCCAAGAGGCGUGUGGCUUAAAGAUUCAGAACAAGCUGCUGGGUAAAUGUCUGCAGGUGCAUGAAGGAACUUUGGGAGGCAGAGUAUCUCUGGGUGACUGCAGCCCAUAUUCGGCCCUACAGGAAUGGCGUUGGCUACCAGAGAGCCAGGCUCUCAGCAAUCACCACACUGGGGAGUGUCUGACUGCACCAGGAGAGCAGUAUGAAGGUGUCCUCCUGCAGCGCUGCGUCUUUCGGGCUGGAAGUGAUGAGUCUGAUGCCGGAUUGGCAGCGGUGGAUACAGGCAGAGGGGCAAGCAGCCAGGCAUGGUCCUGUUCCAAAAAAGGACACCUCACUUUGAAAGGAAGGGGGCUACAUCUUAGUGCCACACAAGAAUCUACUUUGGUCUUCCUUUCGAGGGAACAUAAGCAGCCUGGCAGCAGGUGGCGGACAUUUGAUAACCAGACACUAUGCAAUGGGAGAGACAGCAAACAUUACCAACACCAACCUCAUCACCAUCUGGGUAAAUCUUUGGAACCUGGGAUUUUUCCAAGUGCCAUCUCUGAUACACAAAGACAGGCUGAACCAUUUGGAGGUAUAAUGGCCGGGGAUGUCACAGAAACAUAUUAUCCAGUAAUGGAUGUGCCUCUUUGGUCCCUAAGCACCAAAUCCCCUGCAGAUCCCACCAUGGUUUUCUUCCGUAUGGACUACGGGAUGGGCUGGAAGAUAACCAUGCUGGUACUAAGCUCUUUGGCUCUGGUCCUGGGGACUGUGAUUCUUAUCCUCAAUGUUUACUCCAAUAGAAGGAAGAAGGUGGUGUGUGUUUUGAAGUCAUACACUCCGAGGCCAGAGGUGAGUGUUCCUGGUUCCCCAGCAGCCAGUGAAAGAGCCCUGCUGACAGAGCAUGCCAUGCGCCUCCCACACUCCUCCCCCACUUUACGAGGAGAAAUCCUGAUUGAGUGGAAAGAUGGCACUGUCACUCCACUGUACGAGGCCUGAAGACUGUACUGUAUCUUUUGAACCUAGGUGUGUUUAUGCAAGCAUGGUUUCUUGUGCAAGGUUAUGUAACUGAAUGUGUCUAAAGGAGGGGAACAUGAGGAAAAACAAAAGGCAAAAUAAGUAUUUUUGUUGUUUCUGUUGGCAUGGAAAUGACAGUAAGCAAACUAUUUCAUAAAAUGGAAAGUUCAUGGAUCAGUAUCAGACCGUUUCUGUAAGACUUAGCUGCCACAGGAAGAUAAACGCUGUUGUGAAGCUGCCAGAAUAUUGUAGGACCAUAUGUUUUCCAAAAUACAGAGUCCUGACUUCUGCUGUUUGAGAUUUGAGGGAGUGCUUGUUGGAUGAAAGGACUGUAAAAUAAAUGUAAGAAUUGAGUCAUUGUUUUUCGGCUUUAUAUAAGUAAAAUCCAAGGGCUCAACAAUGUACCCGAUAACUUAGGCCUUUAUUUAGAUAAAUACUUAGGAACCUAAUCUUUGUUUUCCUAUGUCUGAAGUAUCAUCUAGCCCCAAUUUGUCAUUUUUUGUGCUGUGGGAUGAGCUCAGAUGUCUCUUUACAUAAUACAUAAUUGCUUUUGAAGAAUUUUGAAUGUCUGCAUGCAUUUUUGACAUAUCUGUGAUUUAACAUGAUGUCUUACAACCUAUCACAAUAUACACUGGCUCCUGAGACCCACACCCUUUAUAAUGGCAGUUACUGGGCUAUUUUAGGAUAAUACAAUUGUGUUGCAAGAAACACUGAUUGAUGAAAGUUGUUUUCCUAACAUAAUUUUGUAUUUUCUGUAUUUCAGAAGAAAAUCUUGUUUAUGUAGGAAAUGUCUGUAGUCUGACACAUUUCAUUAUUUUAAUGGACUUUGCUUUGUACUGACAUUACAUAAACAUUUAUUAAUUUAAAUUGUUCAUAGAAACAGUGCUUUUAACCGACCUGGACCUAUUAUAUCUCCUUGGAAACAGCAGUUGAUGAAACUGUCUUCCCUUAAGGUCCACUUGAGCUUUUAACCUUGAUGUUUAAACUUUCCAUUAUUCUCAACACUUUUGGGACCAUCUCAAUCUUAACAUUUCACUGGGAAGACCGUAUGAUAUAGUUGAAAGCUCCAAAACCUCUAGUAGAGACCUCCAGGUUGACUUUUUUUGAAUUUAUAUGUGGCAACCUGAUAAACCACUAAUUUGUGCUGUUAGUCUUUUAACAAAAUAAGUAUUUUUAUAAUGUUAACUAGCAAAUAAAAUGGGAUAUAUAUAUAUAUACACACACACACACACACACACACACACACACACACACACACACACACACACACACUGUACACAGUUGACUUGUACUGUUUUUAUUAUCAUGAUCAGGCUUGCAGAGAACAUUAAAUUCCCAGUGGCACAGAAAACUCCCAGCGGGAGGAACCUGUUUACAACAGAGAACCAAA
Perca fluviatilis (European perch) is the source of this 2530-nucleotide messenger RNA. RefSeq lists its product as uncharacterized. Gene Ontology annotation, cellular component: plasma membrane. Bases 100 to 1122 code for a protein of 340 amino acids. The transcript is spliced from 6 exons. The record is from RefSeq and is a predicted model, not a curated record. Lineage: Eukaryota; Metazoa; Chordata; Actinopteri; Perciformes; Percidae. Gene Ontology annotation, molecular function: protein heterodimerization activity; transmembrane transporter activity. Gene Ontology annotation, biological process: bile acid and bile salt transport.